Uranotaenia lowii is the source of this 1711-nucleotide messenger RNA. It is a transcript of the gene PMP34, whose product is annotated as peroxisomal membrane protein PMP34. The coding region runs from base 360 to 1289 and encodes 309 amino acids. The record is from RefSeq and is a predicted model, not a curated record. The transcript is spliced from 4 exons. Gene Ontology annotation, molecular function: AMP transmembrane transporter activity; FMN transmembrane transporter activity; ADP transmembrane transporter activity. Gene Ontology annotation, cellular component: peroxisomal membrane. Lineage: Eukaryota; Metazoa; Arthropoda; Insecta; Diptera; Culicidae.
GAACCGCUAGUCAUUUUGAGCACUUCAGCAGAGUGAUUCGUCGUGACUGCGGGAUGUGAAAAUUUUAAAGUUGACAAAAUAUAGGCUUAAAUUUGACUAGGACAGCAUAGUUUUCUCGCAAAGAAGAUAAGAUUAUUUUGCCUUUAGUUAACUUUAUCUGGUACACAUUUAUGGGAAGGUUAAAUUAUUAAUUAAUUUCGCUGCUUCCAAAAAAAAACCUUGAUCGAUUAACAUCAACUUAAAAGUGAAGUAGGGGUCUGUGAUGAGCAAGCAGCUUUACGCGUGGAGUGCUUAACAAAUUCAAAGAUUAGCUCUUAACUAUUGACCGUGAAAUUUGACCGACCGGAAACCGGAACAAGAUGGCACAAUCGAAACCGAUCAACGAGGUGUUCAGCUACCUUUCGUGGGUGCAUGCAGUAUCUGGGGCCACUGGAAGCGUGAUUGCCAUGUCUGCUUUCUACCCGUUGGAAACCGUACGAUCCCGAUUGCAAUUGGAAUCACCGGAACGUCGUAAGGCCAUCAGCACCUGGGCUGUGCUAAGACAGUUGGUGGAUGAGGAAGGUUUUCGAACCCUGUAUCGGGGCAUCGUACCGGUGCUGGAGAGCUUGUGCAUCUCCAACUUUGUGUACUUUUACACAUUCCACAGUUUGAAAGCUCUGCGGGCAUCUUCCGGUGUGGGUCAGUCGGCAUUAGCCGAUCUCUUGUUGGGCUCGUUGGCCGGAGUAGUCAAUGUGCUAUCCACGACUCCUUUCUGGGUCGUCAACACCCGGCUAAAGAUGAAGGGAUUGGGCCAUCGGGUCAAGGACAACACAGCGCAUUACGAUAAUCUGCUGGACGGAUUGGUCUACAUCUGGCGAACCGAAGGCGUUAAGGGUUUGUGGGCCGGUAUGCUUCCGUCUCUAUUGUUGGUUGUAAAUCCGGCCAUUCAGUUCAUGGCUUACGAGUCUUUGAAGCGUCGCUUGGUAACCGAUUCGAAGAAUGCCUCGGCGGCAACCUUCUUUGCUAUCGGGGCAAUGGCGAAAGCGUUGGCCACCGUCUUGACAUAUCCGCUGCAGCUUAUCCAAACGAAACUACGUCACGGUAACACAGACGAGGGGUUGAAUUUGCCGCCUGGAAUCAACAUGAUCCAGAUGCUUCUGGUCAUUCUAAAGAAGCAGGGUGCUGCCGGUUUGUUCCGGGGCAUGGAAGCCAAGCUGCUGCAAACGGUUCUUACAGCGGCCUUGAUGUUUAUGACCUACGAAAAAAUUGCCCGAUUCGUGACCGGUUUGCUGUUGCGCAACAAGAAGUGAUUGAGAUCGUAUUUUGACAUUGAAAUUUGACUUAGCAAGGGACGGCAUUUUUUUCAAUACGUGUGUUGUUAUAUUUUAAUGGCAAAUUUCCAUGGCAUUUCUAUUGUUUUCUAGUUUAUUCUAGUCUCUGAAAAUUCUUUCAGUAGCACAUUCCAAUUGGUUCUUAGCAUUGUUCCUAUUCUGUAUUAUUUUUUAUUCAAUUCUGGUAGGCAGAAUUUGGUUUCUUAUUUAUAUGUGUACUCUUUAGGUUCAGGCGUUUAAAAGGUGAUUCUAGUGGUUAAGAUGAUAAAAACCAAUGAUUUAGUUUUAGUUGAGCCUUAAGGGAUAUUAAGGUUAUGGUUUGCCUUUGGAUAGGUAAAGGAAAAACAAUCACUUCAAAUAAACUAAUGUGUGUAGAAUGGAAACCAGAACUACAAUAAUAA